CAGCGCGGGGCCGCGCUGCCAUGGCGGCGGUGGCGGCGGGAAAGGCCGCGGCGGCCUUCGGGCACGGCGACAGCGGCGGCGGCCGCGGCUUCCUGGGGCCGCGGGUGCCGGCCGAGGUGGAGGCCAUGGCCCGGGCGGUGCAGGACGUGAGCAAGGAGACCUUCCGGCGGCUGCUCAAAGUAACUGUUAAUGCAUUAGAAGGAAAAGACUGCAAGGAAUCUGUCAAGCUGAUUGCAGAAAGCACUAAUCUCUCAGAAGAGCAACUUGCUUUCCUCAUCUCUGGCAUGUAUACCCUUCUCCGAGAAGCGCUGAGACUGCCCGUAUCAACUUUCAAACAAGAAGCUUUUAAGGAAGACCUGAAGGAGCUCAGGAUACCAGAAGAUUUCAUUGCGGACUUUUCCAGUGUAGUCUUUGGCAACAGGCAUCCUGCUUCCGAAGGCACAGCUCUGAUACAAAGAAGUAGACUGCCAAGUGUCCAGGACUUCAAGUGGAGAGUGGACGUAGCUAUAUCCACAAGUUCACUGGCCCGUGCACUUCAACCAUCCAUUCUAAUGAUGAUGAAGCUUUCAGAUGGGACCGCUCAUCGCUUUGAAGUGCCAGUUGCAAAGUUUCAAGAACUGAGAUACAAUGUUGCCCUUAUCCUGAAGGAAAUGAAUGACUUGGAGAAAAGGAGCGUACUGAAGAUCCAGGACUGAACACUUUUGAACUGGGAGUUUACAGACCAGCUCUGAAAACCUCAGCACAUCUUCUGAAGGGCAGAGCAGGGGAUCAUCCCUACUUUGCCUGGCUAAACUGCAACGUAGCGUACAAUGUCUGCUGUAAAUAUUUGUUUUGAUUCAAGUGUUAAAAGCACAAGCUCUUUCCAUAAGACUUGGGAAAACCAAAAAAAUAGAUCUAUGAGAAAGCAUAAUGCUGUUUGUGAGCACUUUUGCAUGAUUCAUCAAAACAUUUUUUAAAUAACUGUCUUAAUGGAUGUAAGAAUCAUUUCUUUCUGAUUAUGAUUCAUCACUCUAAUUAUUUCUGAAAGCUUGCUACCGGAAGCUCCAUCGAUGCGCAUCAUACGAAAGCUCUGCACUGUCUCAAAUAACAAAUAAAAUUUAAAAACCACA
Molecule: messenger RNA, 1109 nt
Organism: Colius striatus (speckled mousebird)
Lineage: Eukaryota; Metazoa; Chordata; Aves; Coliiformes; Coliidae
Gene: COMMD5
Product: COMM domain containing 5
Exons: 7
Coding region: 21-695 (224 amino acids)
Cellular component (GO): nucleus
Source: RefSeq, a predicted model, not a curated record